This is a messenger RNA of Menidia menidia (Atlantic silverside), 1683 nucleotides long. The record is from the annotation of a GenBank genome assembly. Lineage: Eukaryota; Metazoa; Chordata; Actinopteri; Atheriniformes; Atherinopsidae.
UGAGCUGGAAGACUGCUGAGAGAGUCCAGUCAUGGAGCUGCGGGCCUGCUGCGUGUGCGUGUGCCUGCUGGCGGCUGCCGCCGUGGCUGUCCCCGCUCAGGAGAAGCGCGUCCACCACCAGGCUGACCUGAGUGACCACGUCCACGACGACGCCCACGGCUACCAGUACGACCACGAAGCUUUUCUGGGAAAGGAGGAGGCCAAGACGUUUGACCAGCUGAGCCCGGAGGAGAGCAAAGACAGGCUGGCUAAGAUCGUGGAGCGCAUCGACACGGAUAAGGACGGCUUCGUGAGCCACGCCGAGCUGCACCACUGGAUCAAACACCGGCAGAGGAGCUACAUCCAGGAGAACGUGGACAAGCACUGGAAGGACUACGACAAGAACCGGGACCAGCAGAUCGCCUGGGACGAGUACAAGAACACCACCUACGGCUACUACCUGGCCGAGGAGUUCGAGGACGUGGAGGACAAGGCCACCUACAGGUCCAUGCUGCGGCGGGACCAGAGGCGCUUCAGGGCCGCUGACCGCGACGGAGACGGGCUGGCCACGCGCCAGGAGUUCACCGCCUUCCUGCACCCCGAGGAGUUCGACCACAUGACGGAUGUGGUGGUGCAGGAAACUGUGGAAGACAUCGAUAAGGACGGCGAUGGGAAGAUCAAUGUGGAUGAAUACAUCGGGGACAUGUUCACACCGGAGGAGGGGGAGAGCGAGCCGGACUGGGUCCAAACCGAGAGGAAGCAUUUCUUAGAGUUCAGAGACACCAACAAGGACGGCACCCUGGACGCUGGUGAAGUGGCCCACUGGAUUCUACCGGGAGAGGUCGACCAUGCCGACAACGAGGCCAAACACCUGAUCCACGAGACGGACAGCGAUAAGGACGGGAAAAUCACCAAGAAGGAGAUUCUGGCCAACUGGAACAUGUUUGUGGGCAGUCAGGCCACCAAUUACGGGGAAGAUUUAACGAGGAGACACGAGGAGCUCUGAUGAGGUGGCGUGUGACCAGAGAAGCUUGCUGGGUUUCCUUCUGCUGUUCUGGACUGUGGGGUCAUGGGCUGAGCUGCGGCUAAAGCGGUGUCCGGCUCUCUGAGGAGCGGGCAUACGCUCGCUCCGGCAGUUCCAACCGUGUCACGCACGGCUCUGGAAGCACAGCUCACACGGGAACGCUCUCCUCGAUUCUGACUUUUAGAUUUACAUAACCACAAACAAAGGCAGGGAGGUCCUAAAGUACCACAAUUCAGGACUAAUUCAUUUGAGGUCAUCCAACUUGCACUGAUGCGUUAUCUUUACGUAGUGAACCAUGUCAACCCUCAGCCUGUCAAAGGGAAGUCACACAAAGGGAAACAGGGGCAGUUUGUGAGGAAAGGGCUCUGCUACUUUUCGUGGUUUUAUUAUUAAAGUUUUGUUUUUCUAACAAUGUAUUGUGAGGCUGGUCAUUUCCUUCUGACUGUUGAACUGGGACUUUAUAUUCUUUCUGCAGGGCAGUCUGAGCUGGACACCAGCUGAUGUGCAUCCUCCUUCUCAACCUAUUGACACUGUGGAUUGCUUUAGGGGAGGCUUGUACAGCUAGAAGCGGAACUGUUCUGCGUUACUAAUAAGACACAAGUUUGACUUACAAUCUAAACUCUCUAAGUUUUACUGUAAGAAUUUGAACCUAAUGUCCAUUUACCUUCAUAUUAUAGAAA